AAACAACGGCCUCCUUUUGUUCUGCCCCCUUCUUCUCGCAAACACAGACUCACUGAAGAUCGAAUUUCGAUACAAAGCCUCAAUCGGUAAGUUGCGCUUGGCUGUUCUUUUCCUUGGGCCUCAGCGGCCUCAAACGAAGUUUUUCUCUGUGGGAGCUCCAGGCGCACAGACGCCGUGACGGCUCCUCUCAGUGACUGGCGACGUUGCUCCAGCCUCUUUUCUCACGCAAAACUGCUCUGAAGUUGCCAGCUGGAACUUGUCCAUCCGCCCCGUCUUUUUUCCUCGACUGUCUUGUGCUGGAGCCUUUCCCAUCCGCAUCAGAAGCUCGAGCAGACUUUGACUUCGUCUGGCCCAAGUCUCUAUCUUGCAUCCUGUCGUCGACGCUUCGCUGACCGCCUUGAACGAAGACAGACAGCUCCAAACUCUCUUCGUGUUACUUUGACAGCAACAUCACCUUACGCACAUCCCCGUCAUGGCUGGCCCUCCACCCCAGACAGGUACGCUGCAGGAGCGACUGAUGCGUCUGGCACAGACUCUGCAGUUUGCCUGGUUUGCCGGUCACGUCACUCUGCUCUUCAGCGCUCUACGAUACGGUCUCUCUUACAUCUUCUUCAACUACUAUUCUCGAAUGGCUCGCUUCUCCUACCGGCUCGCAUUCAUAUCUGCCUGUAUCACGUACGGAAUAGUCGUCUACAAGGGCGUGCGUGCGAAGCAAAAGACGGGCAAGCCCAUCAGCCCACUUUCGAUGUUGGGCGAUGAGAAUGUACAGUAUCUGCUCAUGGCAUUGGUCUGGCUCUUUUCUCGCCAGAUCCCGCUCGCCAUUUUGCCCUUUACCGUGUACUCGCUCUUCCACGUUCUGACGUACACUCGGGCUAAUCUCCUCCCGACCAUUGCUCCGACCCCAGAUGGCAGGCCCAAGGCAUCUGGUCUGAGUGACACGAUUGGCAAGUUUGUCAAGGAUUACUAUGACCAGUCAAUGACCAUCGUUGCCGCACUGGAAAUCGCUCUUUGGUUCCGUCUGUUCCUCUCGGCUCUCAUGUUCCAGAAGGGCUCAUGGAUCCUACUGGUUAUCUACACUGCGUUCUUCCGCGCGAGACAUGCCCAGAGCAGCUUCGUUCAGGGCGCUGUGACCAACCUGACUGCCCGCGCCGAUGCACAGUUUGCUAACCAGUCGAUGAACCCUGCUGUACGACAGGGCUGGGAAACUGUCAAGAGCGUUGUCAAGCAGGCUCAUGAUGCUACUGAUCUCCGCAAGUACCUCGGCAGUGAACCAGGCGCUGGUCCAAAGAAAGCACAGUAAUUGCGUGCGUUUCAAGAGACCGAAACCGACAAGAAAGUCAUUAUCCAGGACUAAUUUGGUAGUAAGAAGAAGACAUCAAUAGUCUGCCGAAUUCGCGUGCCAGUUGAUCGGGAGGCUGUGACUAAGGACGUUCUUAUCCGAAACAGCCUCCGCUUGCGGCAUGAGCAGGCGCGCUGUAUGAUGGAAACGGAUGGUGAGCGGGGGUUGUGUACCUAGAAAUCGGCUGGUUGAUUGCAGAGCGCCAUGGGACAGGUGUUGGAGCUUUGGUGUCGUUGCUUGUAGUGUGUAUUCAGUAUCUUCAGGAUCAUGUUCUUCUCUCGCUCUUUUCGCAAGAGACGGCCGAACUUUCGUAGACGCAGUUCACCACAAUCUGACGCGGUCGCCCACAAGCUCGUAUUGUGAUGCAAGCUCCGAUGCCUAGUCGUUUCUGGCAAAGAUGCGAGUAGAAUAAGAAUUCAGUUUGAAUUCGCAAGCGUUGAUAAGGGCAAAGAACCAUGAGGUCAUGAUCAGGCCUUACCAUCAACACCGCACAUCAACUCUGCGAAGACCAUAUUUCAUGUGA
Verruconis gallopava is the source of this 1862-nucleotide messenger RNA. RefSeq lists its product as uncharacterized. The record is from RefSeq and is a predicted model, not a curated record. The transcript is spliced from 2 exons. Gene Ontology annotation, biological process: endoplasmic reticulum tubular network organization; membrane organization. NCBI's taxonomy places the organism in Eukaryota, Fungi, Ascomycota, Dothideomycetes, Venturiales, Sympoventuriaceae. Gene Ontology annotation, cellular component: membrane; endoplasmic reticulum. The coding region runs from base 473 to 1300 and encodes 275 amino acids.